UUGUUAUUUCUCCAAAUCGUUUAAAAUUUAUUCUUGAUUUGUUCUAUGCAUUUUUGGCUACCUUAGCUUGGGUAUUCUCUUUUUGGACUGGUUUAAUAAUUUCAAAAGAAAAUUUAAAUUUUUUUAUUUCCAAUAAAACAAAAUAAUGUUGCGACUUAAAACUGUUUAUAGCACUCCAAUAUCUGUCGAAUAUCGUGCUUCCACGCUUUCAUUUGCCAAUAUUUGGCAUUUCUUCAGCUUCCCUUUAUCAGCAAUAAUUGCGCUGUUUUUAACGUUUGCUACACAGGGGUUGUGGCGAAGGACCAACACUUAUUUAGAGCGGCCUAUUGUACAGUUUAAUGAACAAUUAUUUCUUUUAUUCGAAGACGGGGAAGGCCAAGUCCAACAUUUUUGGAGCCCUGUAACUCAUUGGAAUGAACGAUGGAGUGAAUACUUGACUUUUCCUGCAUUUGAAAUGAGUAGUUUGGAUGUAGACGAUGAUGGUCGACCAGAGGAGGUUCUUGGACGUAUAUGA
Molecule: messenger RNA, 514 nt
Organism: Meloidogyne enterolobii
Lineage: Eukaryota; Metazoa; Nematoda; Chromadorea; Rhabditida; Meloidogynidae
Source: the annotation of a GenBank genome assembly